AUGAGAUAUGGUCACUAUGAGUAUUUUAUGGUGUCGUUUGGCGUGGCCAAUGCGCCAGGUGUGUUUAUGCAAUAUAUGAAUAGGACUUUUCGUCAGUAUUUGGAUACGUUCGUGGUGGUAUUCAUUAACGACAUUCUAAUUUAUUCGAAGACUGAUGAAGAGUAUGUUGGGCAUCUGAGGAUUGUGUUAGAGUUAUUGAAAGAGAAACAAGUAUAUGCUAAGCUAUCUAAGUGCGAGUUUUGGUUAAGAGGAGUGAGUUUUCUUGGCCACGUAACUUUUAAUGGUGGUAUUGGGUUUGAUCCUUCGAAGGGUGAUAAUGUGUUACAAUGGGAGACUUCAAAGUUUUCUACAGAGAUUAGAAGAUUCCUUGGGUUAUCUGGUUAUUGUCGUAGAUUCAUAGAAGGUUUUUCAAAGUUGGCAAUUUCUUUGACUCAGUUAGCUCGAAAGGGUCAAGCGUAUGUGUGGGAUGUUGCUUGUGAAGUGAGUUUUAUAGAAAUUAAGAAAAAGUUAAUGACUGUUGUAACUUUGAUUCUUCCAAGUAGAACCAAACCUUUUGUUGUGUAUUGUGAUGCUUCCAAGAUGGGUCAAGGUGGUGCAUUGAUGCAUAAUGGAUAA
Lathyrus oleraceus (garden pea) is the source of this 615-nucleotide messenger RNA. RefSeq lists its product as uncharacterized. The transcript has a single exon. The coding region runs from base 1 to 615 and encodes 204 amino acids. NCBI's taxonomy places the organism in Eukaryota, Viridiplantae, Streptophyta, Magnoliopsida, Fabales, Fabaceae. The record is from RefSeq and is a predicted model, not a curated record.